UUCCGCGGCUGUUUACUGCGUGUGGGUCAGGGAGAGGACACGCCGCGUCUGCUGGACUCCACGUUUUUCCUUCUGGGGUAUAAAACAACUCCCAGAACAGCGUUUCGCUCAUAUUUAUGCGGCAGGAGGAAUUCGAGCGCUAUGCCGGUUUAAUAACCGGCUCAGUAAAGUGGACAUUGUGAAAAUGCGUCUUUGUCCCUCCGCUCGAAAGGACACGAGCGUUUGAUCAACAUCCCUGUCCUCAGGUCAGCUGGAGGUGAGAUGGAGAGGGACACUCAGCCCUGCUUCAUGUCUGACCACGAAGGCUUCUGUGGCAGCAUCAAGAACUCCACCCGGGACUUCGUGGUCACUGAAUUAGACGUCCAGGGGCGACCUGUGACCAGCACAGGUAGACCAGAGGUGGCUGAAGUCAGACAGGGCUCCAGAAAAGCCGGCACUGCUGGCGUGACCACUGUGGUUCAGAAUGGGGAUGGAGUUUUGAGCCAGGAGGGGUUUGACCUGAGUGCCAUACUGGGCUCUUCAGUGCAUGAGGCACUGGGAGGGUUUGCCAGCAGAACUGUGGCAUGUGUUGAGGAGCAGAAGGAGGACACUGAAAUGGCCCUUGGCACCUUCCCUGAGAAGCAGCAGCGAGCCAGUGUGCACAGAGCAGUGAGGCAUAACUACCCCUUUCUAAUGACGGUCACCCGCCAGACGGGGAUCCUGGUCAAGGUGGACCCAGACUUCAGAGAGCUAUCGCAGCUGGUCUCUGAGGGGGAGGCGGAGGACUUCUUCAGGUUCAUAGAUGCUAAAGUUCCUGGCUCUGUCUUCACCUUCUUGCCCGACGACAGCAAGGAACACCGGACGUCCGUCCACCACUUCAUCAGCAGGAGGUUUGGGAAGCUGGUGGAGACGAAGAGCUUUGCAGAGCAGGACCAGACUGCCAUUGCAGUGAGGCUGAGAGAGAAAGGAAACCAGGGCAAGAAGAGCGGGAAGAGGUCGGCCUCAGACCGUGAAGAACAGGCGGAGAUCUACUCAGGUUUCACACUGAAAAAAGAAAACCUUGAGACUCUGGAGGCCAUUAGCUACAUGGCAGCAGUGCUUGGAGUUCUUCCAUCUGAUUUCUCCUAUGCUGGUAUCAAAGACAAAAGGGCCAUCACCUACCAGUCCAUGGUAGUGAAGAAGAUCUCAGCAGAGAGGUUGCUGGAGAAGGCCUCAGAGUUUGAGAGGAGAGGAAUGCAGCUGUCUAAUAUCCAUCCAGCGUCCGAACCGCUUCGACUCGGGAGGCUACAGGGCAACCACUUUGACCUCGUCAUCCGGGACCUGAAGCCUCAUGGGAAAUGUAGUUCAUCAGACCUGGAAGCGCUUGUGAAAGCGGCUGUGGAGAAUGUGAAGGCGCGGGGCUUUGUGAAUUUUUACGGACCUCAGAGGUUUGGAAAUAGCCAGACUGUUCAAGCUGACCAGGUUGGCCUUGCACUUCUGAAGGAAGACAUGGUUACUGCUGUCCGGUUGUUUCUGAGCCCAGAGGAAGGCGAAGACCUCCAGAACAAAGCGAAGCGGCACUUUCUCCGCACAGGCAAUGCCAAAGAGAGCCUGCUGCUGAUGCCUGCAUAUAAAGCUAGAGAGAGGCUGAUGCUGCGGGCACUGCACCGUUACGGCAGCGGUCAAGAGGGCUGCGGGCGAGCCUGGCUCAGCCUGCCCCACGGCAUGAGGGUCUUCUACCUGCAUGCUUACUGCAGCCGCCUGUGGAACGAGGCAGCCUCCUACAGGCUGAACACGCUGCCACACUGGCCUGUGCAGGGAGAUCUGGUGUGCACCAGGCCCCAGAGAGAUGCCUCAGCAACAGAAGAAUCUGACGCAGCUCAGGUCCAUGUUGUCACCCAUGCAGAAGAAAAAGACAAUGCCUUUUCAUUGAAACAGGUGGUCCUCCCCAUGCCAGGCAACAGCGUGAAGUAUCCAGAGAACGUUCUUGGCAAGUGGUAUCAGGACCGGCUGGCGCAGGACAGUCUUAGUUCAUGCCGAUUCAGAAUCACCUCGCUCAAGCUCAACGUUCCUGGAUGCUACCGCCCCCUAUUGGCACAUCCUCAUGACGUCACCUAUAGCCUCUGUGUUAAAGAGGAGCCGCAGGUCACGGGGCCAUCACCCCCUCACUCCACAGCCAGCUUGACACUGUCUUUUGAUUUGGAUUCGUCCUGCUACGCCACAGUCUGCCUCAGGGAAAUCAUGAAGUGUGAGCCUUAGGAACUUAUAAAACUGUUUUACUUUGUGUUUGUAAUCUCAGACUGCAGGCUGACUUCAGACGUCGGGUUUGGGAAACAGGCCACCGUCAAACACACUUGGAAGGACUGAAUUCCUUCAGUUUGGUGCAACUUUAUUUAAUGGCCACUAGAUGGGGUGAACGCAUAACAUGCCAUUAGCAGAAAUAGACCUGCUUUGAGUGAACAAGAGGACAGAUUUCCAGCUUUUAUGGUGUUUUCUGAGAGACAUUUAUGCCAAUAUAAUACACAGUAAAAAUUCCUUUGUUUUACUGUACAAUAUAUUUUCAUUUUACUUGUCAGAAGCACUUCUACAUAUGAAACUCUGUGGUCCAACAUUAUUGUACUGUUACUGACUUAAGUUAACAUGGUCAUGGCUUACAUAGUCACUAUAGGAGAGAUAUCAGAUAGUAGUAUACUGGAUUUUUAGAAAGUGUUGAAAUUGCUUUUUUUUAUUUUCCCCAAGAGGUACCACAGCUGUAUUCUCUCAAAACGCACCUCUUUAAAAUUGCACAGCAGUGUUUCAGUAGAUGGAUGCUUAAUUAUAAAAUGUGAGGCCUGUAGAGCACAAGAA
Pygocentrus nattereri (red-bellied piranha) is the source of this 2805-nucleotide messenger RNA. RefSeq names its product pseudouridine synthase 7 like (gene pus7l). Gene Ontology annotation, cellular component: nucleus. The coding region runs from base 262 to 2217 and encodes 651 amino acids. The transcript is spliced from 8 exons. The record is from RefSeq and is a predicted model, not a curated record. Gene Ontology annotation, biological process: pseudouridine synthesis. Lineage: Eukaryota; Metazoa; Chordata; Actinopteri; Characiformes; Serrasalmidae. Gene Ontology annotation, molecular function: RNA binding; pseudouridine synthase activity.